Messenger RNA from Musca domestica (house fly), 1375 nucleotides. RefSeq lists its product as uncharacterized. The transcript has a single exon. Bases 78 to 1193 code for a protein of 371 amino acids. Lineage: Eukaryota; Metazoa; Arthropoda; Insecta; Diptera; Muscidae. The record is from RefSeq and is a predicted model, not a curated record.
GAAACAAGUUAUCAGUUGACUACGAUCGGUGGUUGGGAUUACGCGUUUGGUUUCGAUCCAGAAAAAAGGAGAAUAUAAUGAAGGUUUACGUUUGCAUCUUGGUUGCCAUGUUGGCAAUGGCAGCACCCUCACAGGCCCUUUUGGGUGCCAAAUUGGCCUUGUUGAGUACCCUGAAAAAUAGUUUGGGUGGUGGAGGAGGAGUCGGCGGCGGCGGCGUGGGUGGUCUUGGUGGCUUUGGAGGCAAGGCCAACUAUGGUGGUGGCAGUGGAUAUGGAGCCGGCUAUGGUAGUGGUUAUGGAGGUGGUUAUGGUGGCGGCUAUGGAAGCGGCUAUGGCAGUGGUUAUGGCAGUGGUUAUGGUGGCAGCUAUGGUGGAAACUAUGCCACCAGCUACGGUAGCAGUUCCAGUGGCUUCAACUAUAACCGCCCUGUAUGGACUGUCAGCAACUCCAACUCUGGCUGGGGUCAACAGACCUAUGGCGGUGGUUAUGGUGGCAACACUCAAGUCAUCAAGGUUAUUAAGGUCAUUGAACAACCUGCUGUUUAUCCCACCGCCUACUCCAACAGUGGUGCCUCAGCUUCAGCAUCUGUCUCAUCAUCAGCAUCUUCUGGUUGGACACCAGUCCCCGCUCCUGCACCAGUUGCAGUUCCCGUUGCCGUCCCUCAACCCGCUCCAGUUGCAGUGCCUGCCCCAGCCCCCGUUGUUGUCUCGCCACCCAGACAAGUUUAUGUAACCGUACAACAACCUCAACCCCAACCCCAACCUGUUGCUCCACCACGUCCAGUUAUUGUUGCUCCACCACCAAAGCCAGUUUACGUGACUGUACCACAACCCCAACCUCAACAGUAUUUACCUCCCCCACCACAACCACAACAAUUACCUCAAUAUCAAGUGUCCGUACAAAGACCCAUUUCCUACAGUGUCCAGGCCCCCGUACAAUCUCAGGCUCAAUAUCAACAGAACCAAUAUCAAACCUCAUACCAAACUGUAGCUGCUCCAGUACAACAACAACAAAACGUUAAGACUGUCCAAUUGGUAGUUGAAAAUGCCGCCGAAUCUCACACACCCGCCCUCACCUAUGGACCACCACCACCCAAUGCCGAUGCCGGUGCCUGGAAUUCGAAUUCAUGGAGCCAAUCAGUCGGUACCGGACCCUGGAAGAGUGGUAGCAUUUGGGAUAGUCUGGGUUGCUAGUCAAUGAGAUGCCUCAACAACGAAGUCAUCGUAGAUUUAAUUUUACUUUUAAUCAAAUUUUGAUGCCAUUUCUUGUUUCGCCAGAACGUCGUUUUUUUAUAGAAUAAGAUCGAAUACAAAGUCGCAACGUUUCGAUUAGAUGUGAAGAUACAAAUAAACUUACUUGAAUAUUUUUAAGAGAA